AUGCGUCGACCUGAUUUUUCUGCAAAUAUCUGUGACUCAGUGACCUUUAUCAUGGCAUCUACCGAUCUUCCGCCAAUCAUGAUGGACCACCUCUACUCCAUGGAUGACACUCUUAAAGAAGGGGGGCCCCUUUUGCCACUCGAAGGGGCCCGCCAAUCAUGUAAAGAUGACGAGUUGGUUGGUAGCUUGCUUUAUUUGACUGCUAGUAGGCUUGAUAUCACAUUUGGUGUUAGGCUUAUUAGUAUGUUUAUGGAAGCUCCAAGACAAUCACACAUGCAGGCAGUAAAAAGAAUUUUGAGGUAUGUCAAAGACACUCAAAGUGAUGGUAUUUUCUAUUCUAGCAAUUGUGGAUUUGAUCUUGUGGGUUAUGCGGACAACGAUUGGGCUAGAGAUGUUGAUGCAAAGAGCACCUCAGGUUAUGCUUUUCACAUUGGCUCUGGUGUUAUCUCUUGGUCAUCAAAGAUGGAACAAGUUGUGGCUCUUUCUUCUACAGAAGCAGAGUACAAUGUAACCACCUAUUAUGCUACUCAUGCAGUGUGGAUGAGAUAA
Molecule: messenger RNA, 549 nt
Organism: Prunus avium (sweet cherry)
Lineage: Eukaryota; Viridiplantae; Streptophyta; Magnoliopsida; Rosales; Rosaceae
Source: RefSeq, a predicted model, not a curated record